Messenger RNA from Ilex paraguariensis (yerba mate), 258 nucleotides. Lineage: Eukaryota; Viridiplantae; Streptophyta; Magnoliopsida; Aquifoliales; Aquifoliaceae. The record is from the annotation of a GenBank genome assembly.
AAAUCAAAUCAUUCCACUGGAAUAUGGAAUGAUCAACUCACUAAUAUGGGAUCCCAACCACAUCUGGGGAUGUUACGAUCUAGAAAUCCGGCGGCCAUGGGAAGAGCUCCUAGAGCUAAACAAAGAAUGAUUGAGCAAGGCGAAGGCAUGGGCAUUGAUGAAUCACCCCCAAACCCCACAUUGGACACCUCAAAGGAUGAAUCAGGAGGUAAAUCAAAUGAUCCAAAACUCAUGGGAUGGACCACGCGUCAUCGCUAA